Molecule: messenger RNA, 477 nt
Organism: Ctenocephalides felis (cat flea)
Lineage: Eukaryota; Metazoa; Arthropoda; Insecta; Siphonaptera; Pulicidae
Product: trypsin-7-like
Exons: 6
Coding region: 1-477 (158 amino acids)
Biological process (GO): proteolysis
Molecular function (GO): serine-type endopeptidase activity
Source: RefSeq, a predicted model, not a curated record
AUGUUUAAGUUGGUGGUGAUAUUGGCGAUAAUUGCUGUUUGUUCAGCACAACCUACCACCAGAAUUGUCAAUGGAACAGCAGUUUAUGAUGGAGAAUUUCCAUUUAUGGUAUCUCUGAGGGAUAAAACUGGAGUCCACAUGUGUGGAGCAUCAGUAAUAGAUUUUCAUUGGAUUUUGACUGCAGCACAUUGUCUAAAUGGAAUGAAAGCCCAAGACAUGUCAAUACAAUAUGGUGUUACCCAUGUUUCUAAAGAUGGACCAAAUGUUGCAAGAAUUAGUGAAAUGUUCAUUCAUCCAAAAUUUGACGAAGAAAACACAUAUUUUGCUGAUAUUGCUUUAUUGAAGUUGGAAAUUCCAUUACCAUUCAGCAGAAUGGUAAGACCUGUUCCUUUGCCUUCGACAAGAGAACUAACUGCAGGAGGUGCACCUGCAACUGUUCUUGGUUGGGGUUUUAAUGCAGCACCACUGCCUAACUGA